GGUUCUAAGAGAACACAUCACCAUGUCAGUGAGGAAUCAAAGCUUUGUGACAGCGUUUGUCAUCGUUGGGUUCCCUGGACUUCAGCCAGAGUUCUACGGUCUUGCCUCAACUGUAUUAUUCCUCGUUUAUUGCUGCAUUUUAAUAGGAAAUGUUGUUGUUAUUAUCUUGUUCGCAACUCAUAACGUUCUCCAUAAACCCAUGUAUUUUAUCAUUUUGAAUCUGGUUGUGUCUGACGUGCUAUUCAGCACCACCACUUUACCAAAGAUUAUUGCCAGAUAUUGGUUUCAGGCAGGAGCAAUUUCUUUCUUUGGUUGUUUUUUGCAAAUGUACUUAGUUCACUAUUUUGGAUCCGUAACUAGCCUUCUCCUAUUGAUAAUGGCUUUAGACCGAUACGUGUCAAUCUGUUUCCCGCUCAGAUACCCAAUGAUUAUCAACAACUCCACUAUUCAUAUACUCAAUGUCACUGCGUGGGUGCUUGCACACCUUCCCUCUCUUUCAAUGGUAAUUAGGGCCUAUCCUCUUCCUUACUGUGACUCAAACAAAAUCAUGCAGUGCUACUGUGAUCAUAUCGCUAUAACAACGCUUGCAUGCACUGAUAGGGUUCCUUAUAGUUUUCCUGCUUUUGUUGUAGCAAUGGUGGUAUUACUGGGACCUCUUGCUUUCAUUAUAUUCUCAUAUUGCUCUAUUAUUGUGGCAGUUGUUCAGAUUGCGAGCCCCCAAGGCCGCCUCAAAACCCUUUCUACCUGCAGUGGUCAGCUGAUCAUCAUUGCCCUGUAUUAUCUCCCCAGGUGUUUUAUUUAUCUGGCCAGUAACAUCGGCAUUAGAUUCAGCACUGAUUUACGUAUUGUUGUUAUCAUGUUGUAUAGCCUGCUCCCUCCCAUGAUCAAUCCACUGAUUUACUGUCUAAGAACUGAUGAAAUAAAACAGAUAAUGAUCAAGCGAUUUAGACGAAUACAAGUGCACGUUCAAUAA
Messenger RNA from Oncorhynchus kisutch (coho salmon), 973 nucleotides. RefSeq names its product olfactory receptor 2AT4. The record is from RefSeq and is a predicted model, not a curated record. The transcript has a single exon. Lineage: Eukaryota; Metazoa; Chordata; Actinopteri; Salmoniformes; Salmonidae. Gene Ontology annotation, cellular component: membrane. Gene Ontology annotation, biological process: G protein-coupled receptor signaling pathway. The coding region runs from base 23 to 973 and encodes 316 amino acids. Gene Ontology annotation, molecular function: G protein-coupled receptor activity; olfactory receptor activity.